UCCUAUGUACCCAAAUCAAGUAGAGMCACCUAGCGGUGAGUCUGUGCAGACGGGGACAAGCACAAUGGCAGCAGCUGCAUCACGCAGUUAAUCAAGUUGAUAUCAGUCCGUUCUGAGAAGUAAACUAUUGGAAGAGGCCUGCAAACGAUUCUCAGGUGACUUGGACGAAAGUGCGCUGUGCCAUGGCGUCAGUGCGUGUGGCUGUCCGUGUACGACCCUUGAUCAAAAGAGAAAAGGAAGUGUCUGCGAAGGUCAUUAUCCACAUGGAGGGGAGCACCACUUCUAUAGAUUGCAACAAAAAGCACCUUUCCAAAGGCACCCCUGGCACUGGCCUGAAGGAAAGAGGCAGACAGUCAUUCUCCUAUGAUUUCUCCUAUGAUUCUACCGAUGUCGGAAGCCCCAACUUUGUGCCUCAGGAGAAGGUGUUUAAAGACUUGGGCUGUGAUGUCCUGGAGGCAGCGUUUGAUGGUUAUAACGCCUGUGUGUUCGCCUAUGGACAAACGGGAUCAGGGAAGUCUCAUACCAUGAUGGGAAGCCCAGGAGAUAUAGGUCUGAUUCCACGGAUCUGUGAAGGCCUGUUCUGUCAGAUAUCAGAGGAGAGCCAGGGGGAUGGGGCCUCCUUCCGCACAGAGGUCAGUUACCUGGAGAUCUAUAACGAGCGUGUGCAGGAUCUUCUCACGACUAAGAAGAGCCCAGAGAACGGGUCAGGACUCAAGGUCAGAGAACACCCCAAGGAUGGGCCGUAUGUGGAGGACCUGUCGAAGCACCUGGUUCAGAACUACAGGGAUAUAGAGAAGCUGUUGCAUGCUGGGAAAGCCAAACGCACCACGUCGAGCACGGGCAUGAAUGAUGUUAGCAGCCGCUCGCACGCCAUCUUCACCAUCAACUUCACACAGGCUCGUUUUGAUGCAGAGCUGCCAUGUGAGAUGGUGAGUAAGAUCCACCUGGUAGAUUUGGCGGGCAGUGAAAGGGCUGACGCAACGUGCGCCACAGGUGCCAGGCUGAAGGAAGGAGCCAACAUCAACAAGUCCCUGGUCACACUGGGCAUUGUCAUCUCUGCUCUUGGAGGAGAUGGAGGGGGCUCCCACAAGGGAAAAAGGAAGAAGCAGCACUUCAUCCCCUACAGAGAUUCUGUUCUGACCUGGCUCCUGAAAGACAGCCUAGGAGGAAACUCCAAGACCAUCAUGAUAGCAACUCUUUCUCCCGCUGACGUGAACUACAGUGAGACACUGAGCACGCUGCACUACGCUAACCGAGCUAAGAACAUCGUCAACAAGCCCACAGUCAACGAGGACAGCAGUGUUACAGUCAUCAGAAAACUGCAGGAGGAGAUUGUCAGACUGAAAGGUCUAGUGGAGAAGAACAACCAGGCUCGCCUUUCUCCUCAGGAUCUCUCCAAGACACUGAAGGUGGAGGAGAAACUUCACAAGAAUGAGGUCAAAGUGUUAGAACUGACCAGGGAGUGGACCAACAAGUGGGGGGAGACCCAGAACAUUCUCAAGGAGGAGACUGUAGCUCUGAGGAAGCAGGGUAUAGGCGUGGUCAUGGACUCCAAACUACCUCACCUAAUCGGCAUCAAUGAUGAUCUUCUCAGCACUGGCAUCAUUCUCUAUCAUUUAAAAGAGGGCAGGACGCUGGUGGGUCGAGACGAGGCUUCAUCCAAUCCGGAUAUAGUGCUCCAUGGUGCUGGUCUGCUGGAGGAACACUGUGUGUUUGAGAACCGUGAUGGAGUUGUUACUCUGAUCCCCCAGACGGGGGCGCUGUGCUCUGUCAACAGACUGGAGACGACCCAGCCCUGUCAGCUGACACAGGGUGCAGUAAUCCAGCUAGGGAGAGGGACUAUAUUCCGUUUCAACCAUCCUAAAGAAGCUGCACAUCUCAGAGAGCAACGCAAGAGUGACCUUCUCUCCAGCCUUUCCUUGACCGACUUCUCCAGGCUUUUCCAUUCUGGGAUGGAUGUGUUCGCUGUAGCAGGAGAGAAUGGAGACUGUAGACAACAGAGGAGCUCUGUGCUCUCUCAACUACAAACCUGUACGGUUAUGACAGAGACCAUGUCUAUGGAGGCUCCUGUCUCUGUCUCUCGUCAUCCUUCAGCGUGUUAUGCUGUACCUCUUCAGAUUGGAGCCGGAGCCCCUCAGCAUCUUCAGGCCGUCUCCUCUCUGCAUGCUGGGGUAAACAGGUGGAGCUUCGGUGCAGCUGAGGGCCGUGAACGGCCCUGCAGUAGUGCUAAUGAAGAGAGCCAGAGGAGGGCCAGGGCCUCCCCAGUCCACCGGACAGGGACUCCUACUCUCACUCCCACUGCCUUGGAACAGGAUAGCCUGCAGCAGGGAUUGGAAGGAGAGGUGGAAGAGUGGGACUCGUGUCAUCAAUCAGGGUCUGGGGUGGGAGUGUCUGAUAGGUGGCUGGAGAGAGCUCUGCGUAGAGCGAGGGAAGAGGGAGGACUCUAUUGGGGUGAGGAGGCCUGGUCUGGACCUGGGGACAGAGACGAGGAAAGGAACCGAGCCCUCCAGCAGACACCUGUCCUCCUGGUCCAGCAGGCUGAUGUAUAUACCGUUGGGCCGGAGGGGCUACCGGGGCCUGCUAACAAGAGCCCAGGUGUCCUGUCAGGCCUACCUGAUGGCUGCAGGGUCCUGGGAGGGGUCCUGGCAACUGACUGCUCCAGAGGGGACCUGUCCAGUGCCGGAGCCCGCUACGGUGGCCCUGCAGGGACCUCAUUAGGCACUGCUGUAUCCUAUCUGCAGAGAGGAGACGGAGGAGGAAUAGACGGGUGGACGGAGGAACGAACGGACCGUGCCCACCUCCCACAGGCCAGCAGCAGCUCAACAUACACACAGACCUCUCCCUCUCGGUUUGACACACACACCCCCUCUAUGUCUCAGCUCGACAAUCACAGCCAGGCAACACACACUGCCACUCGGCAGGACAGACACAGACGUAGCCAGGCGGUACGCGGCCUACCGCUAGAGGCUUUGGAGGGCCAGUUCAGUCGUGUCAUGAUGGAUCGAUCCAGAAUGACGGUGGAGGGCCACAGGGAGAACGACAAGGAGGGGGAGGCUGGGGCUAGGAGGGAAGAGGUGGAGCAGAGCUUCAGGCUGGGCGCUCUGGUCAGCAGGGUGUUUAGGGAGGAGGAGAAGCAGUUCUCUGUCUCUGGACUAAGUGCUCUGGUUAGAAGGGUAUGCCAGAUCUCUGGGAUUGGAGGGGAGCAGGAGCUAGACUCUCUGGGGGAAGAGGUCUCUGGGAUGGGUUCUCUGGUCAGCAGGGGGCUCUCCUGGAUGUUUCCGGACACAGGCAGUCUCCGCAGCUCCACCCCCAGGAUCCUGCAGCAGGUCUGGGAAGGUACAGGAGUUCUGCAUCCUGGAGCUGGGGGAGGAGCCAGCUCCAACUGGUCCAGUCAGGUUGUGAGGGAAAGUCAGGUGCUGUCGGUGGUCAAAGAUAGCCAGGUCUUCUCAUUGGUCAGAGAGAGUCGCAUGUACUCCCUGGUCCGAGACAGUCAGGUGUUCUCUAUGGUCAGUGAGCUGCCGUUUGUGCAUCACAUCAGCACAGAGCUAACUCAAGACUUCAGGAUCAUUCACAAUGAGCUCACUCAGGUUCUUCAGCCAGUGGAGUCAACUGGACUCCAGCAGAAAGCUAUUGACCUCAACACAACACCAGAAAUAAAACUGCCCCUAGUCCACAACACUGUCCUCAGCACAGUACCAAGCCUGUACCCAGCCCACAACACCAUAGAAUUUGCAAAUAAACAGAGCACAGGUAAAGAAGUGGAUUGGAGAGCAGAGGACCAGAGUCCCAUCAGUGAACUGGCUUGUACAUCAGACCACGAGGGUGGAGAGGAAGCUCUAGCCAAGUCAGAAGAACCAAGUCCCAUCAGAGAAUUGGAGUGUACAUUGGAGCAGGAGGGCAAAGAGGAAGCUCUAGCUAAGUCGGAGGAACAGAGUCCCAUCACAGAACUGGAGUGUACUUCAGAGAACAAGGGUGGAGAUGAAGCUCCCGCUAAGUCAGAAGAACCAAGUCACAUCAGAGAAGUGGAUUGUACAUCAGAGAACGCGGGUGGAAAUGAAGUUUUAAGGAAGUCGGAGGAACAGUGUCCCAUCAGAGAACUGGGGUGUACAUCAGAGCAGGAGGUCAGAGAGGUGGCUCUACCUAAGUCAGAAGAACCAAGUUCCAUCAGAGAACUGGGGUGUACAUCAGAGCAGGAGGUCAGAGAGGUGGCUCUAAUUAAGUCAGAAGAACCAAGUUCCAUCAGAGAACUGGGGUGUACAUCAGAGCAGGAGGUCAGAGAGGUGGCUCUACCUAAGUCAGAAGAACCAAGUCCCAUCAGAGAAGUGGAGUGUACAUCGGAGCAGGAGGGCAAAAAGGAAGCUCUAGCCAAGUCAGAAGAACCAAGUCCCAUCACAGAACUGGAGUGUACUUCAGAGAACGAGGGUGGAGAGGAAGCUCUAGCUAAGUCAGAGGAACAGAGUAUAACCAAGGAGGCGCUGUGGCCAUCAAAGGACCAGAUCGAGAUCGUGGAGGACCAACAUUGUGUCACUUGUGGAGCCAAGAGCACCAAGUCACAGCCCCCUCCAGAGCAGCGUAACAACACCAGUUCCACAGGCCCAGAGAAUAUCUUUAUUCCUGGGCAUGGGAAUCAGAGGAUUGAUGAUGUUCAGGUGUAUUAUGGGAGCCUGGUGGAGUUCCCAGGGGCUCUGGUUAAACUCCAGUCCCUUCCCGUAUCCACCCUCCUGGGCUGUCUCCAGUCCGUCCUCCCCUCCGUCUUCACCUCACAGAGACUACUGGCUCUCUACUGGCUGGGCGUGACUAACUGCAGCCAGCCCCACCCACACCUCGCCCUUGUUCUCCUAUUGGAGUCCUGCCUCUACGCCCUGACCUUUGACCCUGACACGCCAGAUCAGACCACGUCUCUGACAGUGUUCCACCACCUCCCCCUGCUACAGGUUAAGGAGAUCCUGGUGGGUUUUGGCGGUCAGAGCCUGCGUCUCAAGGCUUCCAGUGAGGAGUGUGUCCUCACCCUCUACACCCACAGCCAGACCCUCACCCAGGCCCUCACCCACACCCUGCUUGGGGUACUCUGUCCUGGGGACCAGCGAGUGUCCCAACACCCCCUCCUGGUGGAGAACCUGAUGGUUCUGUCUCUGGACUGGAAGGCCGAGGCACCUGACCUGCUGUUGAAUGAUGAACUCAGGCUGUCUGGCCAGUUCCACAAGACCCUAGCUGACCUGGUCUACCUCGUCCAUGGCAACAUGAACCGAGAGAAGCCUCAUCUGGGAGAGGUUAGACUGCUGCUUUACACCAGCGUUGGUGUGACAACGACCCCUAACCCCAGACCUGACCCCUGGGCCCAGCUCCUCCUCACAGACACACACCUGGGACUGGUGCAGGAGGAUACAGUGUUCCACCCCGCCCCCCACCACGUCCCCCUGCUGUCCCGCCAUGCCCAGUUCAAGGGGGUGACCCUCCGUUGCCUCUCCGACGUCCGCUGUGUGAUAGUCCGAGACGGGGUUGGGAGCUCGACCAGUGUGGGUGGAGAUGGAGCCGGGGAUGAAGGUGGGGCAACCAGGCUGGACAUCAUCCUGUCUCAGGACUGGAGGACCAGGAGAGAGAGGCCUAGAGGUCACCCUGAAAGAGGUGCUGUUGCUGAAGCUGAUGGAAGUGCGGUAGGGGGGGUAGCUGGAGCUAGUGUCCUGUCUGCUGCCUCUAAUUCAUGUCCUCCGCAGCAGCAGGCUGAAGUAUGGAAAUUACAUUUCAGCUGCUCCUCCGAGGCCGCCUGUCUGAUUAAUCACUUGUCAAACGUCUGAAUGGUCACUGAUCAAGGACUAGAGGACUGGACAGAACAUAAUGAACUACAGAACAGGUACCAGUUCUGUCCGGUCCUAACUCUCAUCGAGAGGACGGCAAGGUGUGUGUUUGCUCACUGAGUGGCAGUCAAGGGUCCAAUGUAUCUCAAACAAACAAUGGAGAAUAUCGCUACCAUUAAGCUCUUUAGGGCCAGUUUCCCGAACACAGACUAAGCCUAGUCAUGGACUUAACAGCAGGCUCAAAAGACAACCUCCUUAUUCCUUAUAGUCCAGGGAACAGGCCCAUAGAGUAUAGUAAUACAUUGAUGAUGUGUUUAAGUUUUGGUGAAUGUUUCCAUGCACAUAGUUCUAGGCAAUUUCUAAAUCAAAUGUUCCACUUUCACGUUCAUUUAAAGAGACUCCGGGACAUGACGUCGUAGUGGUUCUUAGUGGGUCAAUUUCCGCAAAAACUAAGAGCAUUGAAGCGCGAGGCUCAACUUCUCCGCUGUCUUGGUGCCCUAGCUACCAGCGAACACAUGCGCAUGAGCAGAUAUUGUGUGUGACUGAGAGCGAAGUCCUGAAUCUCGCUCAUCUCAAUAUUUGCGGAGCUGCUUGUGGCCACAUCAUUUCGCAGUCUACCUUUUUAAGUCUUUCUGAAAUGCACUAUAUUUGUUUCUCUUCUGUUCAAGGCUGUGUGUUAUUGUUAGUCUGUUCAUACUGUUUUUGUUCACCUUGUGGAGGGAAUACAGGACACUUGGUUCUACAGAAUGUAAGCCAUUUUAAGGGAAGAUGUGAAGGGCACAAAUAAUUGCAGGGUAAGCUUUUUAAGCAUAUUUGAACAUUUGACCACAAAACAGACCAGUGUUAAAUAUUUUUUUUAAAUAGCGUUUUAUGGACAUGUGUAAACGAUGAAUGUAUUUUAUACCAAAUAAAGUCAUGCAAUUGAAAUUAAAUAUAUUUCGAAUAUUUGCCUGUCAUAAUUUAAAAAUACAUGUAUUAAAAUGAUCAGGUUUACAAUGCUGCAGGUGGCAAGGCUGUUU
Molecule: messenger RNA, 6814 nt
Organism: Salvelinus sp. IW2-2015
Lineage: Eukaryota; Metazoa; Chordata; Actinopteri; Salmoniformes; Salmonidae
Gene: kif16bb
Product: kinesin family member 16Bb
Biological process (GO): microtubule-based movement
Molecular function (GO): microtubule binding; microtubule motor activity; ATP binding
Source: RefSeq, a predicted model, not a curated record